Molecule: messenger RNA, 459 nt
Organism: Penicillium oxalicum
Lineage: Eukaryota; Fungi; Ascomycota; Eurotiomycetes; Eurotiales; Aspergillaceae
Exons: 1
Coding region: 1-459 (152 amino acids)
Source: RefSeq, a predicted model, not a curated record
AUGGAGCCAGACUCUUUCCCCUUGAUCUUUCUCCGUCGAGCGGUUGCGAUGGCUCUGGCAGUCACUGCAUGCCGCCAACUUAGACCGUUCUAUCCGACUGUCACUUCGGUCACGCAGACCAACCUUCUCACAGUCACGGCUGAUUCGAUGAUCGGUGUGGUUAUUUCGACAAGUACCCUGUUCUGCGCAUGGCACAUCUCCGGAUCGACGACCGAAUCCUCAGCGAUUACUGCCACAACCCUGGUUCUCUGCAGGACCAUUCUCGCAGGUCUUAUGCUUGUUUUAGCAAUCUGCGGUGACACCUGGCUGCAAAAAGCCACCACGGCGUGCGUCGUCGUAGCAUGCUGGGGUCUCGGUUGGAAAGUCACCACGGCUGAGCAGCGAGACACAUAUUGGCAAUUUUUGAAGCAGGGAUUUUUCCUCAAGAUGCUGGAACUGUGGCAGAAGAGCAAUCACUGA